Protopolystoma xenopodis is the source of this 267-nucleotide messenger RNA. Lineage: Eukaryota; Metazoa; Platyhelminthes; Monogenea; Polystomatidea; Polystomatidae. The record is from the annotation of a GenBank genome assembly.
UUCAGCCCAACGGCAACAUAGUGGUGGCUAAACGUGUGGACCGCGACCAGCUUUGCCCCACAUUCGCUGCAUCCGAUCCGUCCAACGAGGCCGCCAUCACAUCCAGUCGUCAACAACGUGACUUCCAGCAUGGCCGACUCGACUGGCCCUGGGCCCUACAAUCGGCCAGAGGCUGGAAACGGCGUCUGCGACGUUCUGUUGUCGGGAGUGAAUUCACGCAUGAUGCCGUCUCCAUGCCUUCGUCUCUGCCCACGUCCUCAGCCGCUC